Sphaeramia orbicularis (orbiculate cardinalfish) is the source of this 1279-nucleotide messenger RNA. It is a transcript of the gene coa7, whose product is annotated as cytochrome c oxidase assembly factor 7. Gene Ontology annotation, cellular component: mitochondrial intermembrane space. Lineage: Eukaryota; Metazoa; Chordata; Actinopteri; Kurtiformes; Apogonidae. Bases 347 to 1039 code for a protein of 230 amino acids. Gene Ontology annotation, molecular function: protein binding. The transcript has 3 exons. The record is from RefSeq and is a predicted model, not a curated record.
GGAAGCCCAAAGGAAAGUGCACUCAUUCCGGGAAGUGUUUGCCACCAAGAGGAGUACGCGUGGAUAUCUGUGUGGAAAUGUUACUUUAUCUCAUACUCAAUGGGAAAAAAAAUUUAUGAGUAAUAAUAGUACGCGUUAGAAUAGUGGACCUACAUACAAUUGAACAAUUAACGGCAUUUCGAAAUUUUGUAAUUUAAGCGUUUCAUAAAUCCGCUCAUUGGGUAAUGUACCAAACAGCAAGGUCAUAAGUAGCACUGAUCGGAUGUGGUAGGAUUGAAUUCUGUAACACGUGAAUCAGUAUUAAGGUAAAAAAAAAAAAAAAAAAGGCUGAAUUGCUGGUUUAAACAUGGCUGGACUCAUAAACUUUGAAGACGAGAAAGAAGUGAAGCAGUUUUUGGACAACAUAGGAGUUGAAUUUAGCUUCCAGUGCUACAAAGAGAAGGACCCUGAAGGAUGCCAAAGGCUUGCCGACUAUAUGGAAGUGGUGAAGAAAAACUAUGAAUCCACGGCACAAGUGCUCAAACAUAACUGUGACACGUACGGACACGGGGAAAGCUGCUAUAAACUGGGAGCUUAUUAUGUCACAGGCAAAGGUGGAAUAACUGCAUGUCUAAAAACAGCCUAUUCGUGCUUUCUGCGCUCCUGUAAUACUGGAGGAAAGAAGUCCAUAGAUGCUUGUCAUAAUGUCGGCCUUUUAGCCCACGAUGGACGAGCUGCGGAAGGAGGACCUGACCUUGGAGCAGCUCGUCAGUACUAUGAGAAAGCCUGUGCUGGUGGCUUUGCUCCUUCCUGUUUUAACCUCAGUGCUCUGUAUAUUGAGGGCAAUUCCAAAGGGCUGGCGCCUGAUAUGACUCUAGCUUUGAAGUAUGCCAACAAGGCUUGUGAACUGGGACAUGUGUGGGGCUGUGCCAAUGCAAGUCGCAUGUACAAACUUGGUGAUGGAACAGAGAAGGAUGAGAAGAAAGCAGAAGAACUGAAGAAUCGUGCAAAAGAGCUUCAUGGUUUGGAGAAGGAAAGGCAACUUAAAUUUGGGGAGUGAAAACAUACACACAAAUAUAUAUUUUUGGUUUGCUUAAAUGUGGUUGUGUGUACAUGAACAACUUUGUAUGCAGAAGCAAACACUGCUUAGAGGUGCAGAGGGUUCAUGUUUGAUAAGAUUAGUUAUAUUAAAGUUUGUCACAGUCUAAGAGAGCAGAUCCUGUCUAUUUUUAUGGGUAAAUUUAGUUAAAAUGAAAUAACUGCAUAAGACAUAUAAAAUAAAAAUAUCAGGAUUCUUGUG